Dioszegia hungarica is the source of this 2382-nucleotide messenger RNA. Its product is annotated as putative ATP-dependent RNA helicase. The transcript is spliced from 5 exons. NCBI's taxonomy places the organism in Eukaryota, Fungi, Basidiomycota, Tremellomycetes, Tremellales, Bulleribasidiaceae. Gene Ontology annotation, molecular function: RNA helicase activity; nucleic acid binding; ATP binding. The coding region runs from base 1 to 2382 and encodes 793 amino acids. The record is from RefSeq and is a predicted model, not a curated record.
AUGCCCUCCGACUUCAUCACCACCAUCGACUCGGACGACGAGGAUGAUCUCCUCGUCCAGAAUGGCGAGUCCAGCAAGGGCCGUCCUACGCCCAACGGCAAGGCCCCAGCAACGGGCGGAAAGGGAAAGAUUGAUGAGGAUCUCAACCCCGAGUUUGAGUUUGACUUUGAUGGGCUGAGGAACGCGGAGAUUGACUUGUGGGGAGGAGAUGAGGUGAAGAAGAGUGGGAAGGGGGAUAAUGAGCCGAUUAGUGUGGAUGAUAUCAUUGCGAGGCGGACGGGGAGGGAGUUGAGGUCGUUUGGCGAGAAGAAGCGGAAGCGGUCUGGUGAGGACGAAGAGGAGGAGGAUAUGGAGGGAAGUGAGAGUGAAGAGGGGAGCGAUGACGAGGAAGAAGGGGAUUCAGAGGAGGAUGAGGGAGAGGAGGAGGGGGGUAUGGAGUCUGAUUUGGGGAUGGAGGUGGAUAGCGAAGACGAUGAGGAGGGAGACGAGGAUGAGACUGAUGACGGGGAGGUGGAAGAUCACGAAGGAGACGACGACGACGACGCGGAAUCCACCGAAGACAUCGCCGAGACGGCUCGUAAAGACGCCUUCUUCUCGUCUGAACCUACAGCGGACGACCCCACCCUCCCUUCCUCUUUCGCGAGUAUGAACCUGUCCCGUCCCCUCCUCCGCUCCCUCGCCUCUCUCAACUUCUCCGCCCCCACGCCUAUCCAAGCCCGCGCUAUCCCCCUCGCGCUCCUCGGGCGAGAUAUCCUCGGAUCGGCCGUCACCGGUUCCGGAAAGACCGCGGCGUUCAUGGUCCCCAUCCUCGAGCGUCUCACGUACCGCGAUCGCGGGCGGGGCGGGCAGGCGUGCCGAGUGCUCGUGCUCUGCCCGACCCGAGAAUUGGCGGUACAGUGCGAGUCGGUCGGGAAAGCCCUGGCGGAGCGAGGCGGGCUAGACGUCCGUUUCGCUCUCCUCGUCGGUGGUCUCUCCCUCAAUGCCCAAGCCCACACUCUUCGUACACUCCCCGAUAUCCUCAUCGCCACCCCCGGUCGACUCAUUGACCACCUCACCAACACCCCUUCCUUUACCCUCUCGGCGCUCGAUAUCCUCGUCAUGGAUGAAGCGGACCGGAUGCUCGAAGAUGGAUUCUCGGACGAAUUGUCGGAAAUCAUCCGUGCAUGUCCUAGAUCACGCCAAACCAUGCUCUUUUCGGCAACCAUGACGGACUCGGUCGAUGAGCUGGUCAAGCUUUCCCUGGACAAGCCGAUUCGGGUGUUUGUCGAUCCCAAGAAGAAUACGGCAGACAGUUUGACGCAGGAGUUUGUCAGGAUACGGACGGAUGAUAAUCGCGGUCCGGCGCUGUUGGCGCUGUGUAAGCGCACAGUGAGGGAGAAGUGUAUCGUCUUCUUUAGGAGCAAGGCGCUGGCGCAUCAGAUGAGGGUGGUGUUUGGGUUAUUGGGAAUGAAGGCGGCGGAGCUGCACGGGAAUUUGACGCAGGAACAGCGUCUCGCCGCGCUGAACGACUUUAAAGCUGGUAAAGUCGACUACCUGCUCGCUACCGAUCUCGCAUCUCGCGGUCUCGACAUCAAAGGUGUCGAAACCGUCAUCAACUACGAUAUGCCGGGGCAGCUCGCACAGUACACCCAUAGGGUCGGACGAACAGCCCGUGCUGGGCGUAAAGGACGAUCCAUCUCACUAGUCGGCGAGCCCGACCGAAAGAUGCUCAAACUCGCUAUUCGUCAAUCCGUAUCCACCCAAAUUCGACACCGUAUCAUCCCUACCGACGCCAUCACGGGUAUGUCUGCUAAAAUGGACGGACUCAAAGAGGAUAUCGCCGAUAUUCUCAAAGAGGAGAAGGAGGAGAAGGCGAUACGGCAGGCCGAGAUGGAGGUGAAGAAGGGGCAGAAUAUGGUGGAGCAUGAGGAGGAGAUUAUGGGGCGACCAAAGAGGGUGUGGUUCCAGUCUGAAAAGGAGAAGGCUGCAGCCAAGAAUACCGGCAAGGAAGGCUAUGUCCAGAAAUUCCCCGGGGCUGCACCUCCCGAGAAGGACGACAAGCCCAAAGUCAAGCGGGGGAAAUAUGACGGUCUUUCCCGCAGAGACAAGAGGCGGAAGAUGGCCAUGGAGGAGGACGCGGCCGAGCACCGCGCGUCGUCCCAGUCGGCUUCUAUCCGAGCGGCCAAGAAGCAGGCCCGGCCCCAGAAGAUUGGGAUCCCGAUUGCGCCGGCGCCCAAGGUCAAGUCGAAGGGAGGCAAGAAGCCAGCGAGACGGUCGGCGUUUGAUGAUAAGAAGGCAGGGGCGAGUGAGGGGAUGCGGGCCAAGCCGGGCGUGGGGGCCGUCAAGGGCAAGGGCGCGAAGAAAGCGGGUGGAGCAAAGGGGAAGCCGAAGGGGAAGAGAUAG